This is a messenger RNA of Trematomus bernacchii (emerald rockcod), 1110 nucleotides long. RefSeq lists its product as uncharacterized. The transcript has 2 exons. NCBI's taxonomy places the organism in Eukaryota, Metazoa, Chordata, Actinopteri, Perciformes, Nototheniidae. The coding region runs from base 298 to 633 and encodes 111 amino acids. The record is from RefSeq and is a predicted model, not a curated record.
AAGCUUCUUUGUCUCUUCAUGCCAGCUCCUGUAAUCCCCUUAGACACACCACGUGGAGACUGCCUGUUAUGCAAAGACAGGAAGGAGACGUUAUAAGGGCUGAGCAGCCUGUCCUGCAUCAGAUAACUGAGCACAGGUUGAAGUGUCCACACACACCCGGACAGACCCACUGUACGUGGGAUUCCUGUCCUGGGAGUCCAGGAAGAGGAGCUUGAGAGAGAAAGAGAGAGCCAAGUGUUUUCUGCCCUUUCAACUCAUUUCUGAUUUGACAGGAAAACACUCGUGGAACGCUCCAAAAUGUUUUUCAGAGUCCCCAGAUUGACUCCGGGCUACAUCCGGCUGCUGCAGACCCAGGCCUACCAUAAUGUAGCUAUGGCACCCCCCGCUGAGAGGUCCAUGCCGGGCAUGGCGAUGCUGCUGGGGGCCGUGGGGAUCGGCUUGUGCGGCUACAGCGCCAGGCAGUUGGCCCUCUACCACCGGCCAUCCUCCAGAGUGCUGCAGUGGGUUGGUACCCACACUGAUGCCAGCAUGGUGGGCAAUAGGAUCCCCCUCCUGGACGUCAAUCGCCGGGGCGGUGCCUGCCAGGAGAUCCCACCUCCCUCCUUUGUGGGACAGAAAGUCUUCAUGAAAUAAUAACCUUUGCUUGCUAGGUUUCAUAGAAUAACCAACGUCAUAGGUUGAGCUCCAGUAACUACUCUUAUGCACGAUGAAAGAUUGUAGCUAUGCUGGCCCCAAGUGUGGCCCAUGUGCUCUCUGACGAAGUGCAAGUGUCGAUAUUAGCCUGACCUCAACCGUGAUGUUUGCGGGAAGUUGAACGUCUUCUAGUCAUGAUGAAUUCUGUAACACAAAAUAUAGAAAUAGUUGACAUGCUAUUUGAUGGUAUCAAUUACUCACUAAUAUUAGAGUCUUUAAUGCACUGAGAGGGCAUGAAGCAAUAUGAACGAGUAUGUAAUGAUGCUGGAACUUCCCAAAAACUGAAUGUAGCUUGAAGAAGCCACCAUGUUUAAUUUGAAGACAUUGUGUGUCUUAUUGAGGCCUGGUGUAAAAAUAGUCUGUUGCUUGGCAGUGCCCUCUGUACACAGAUGGUUGGCAACUCUAUCUAUGUGUGUC